Molecule: messenger RNA, 2362 nt
Organism: Helianthus annuus (common sunflower)
Lineage: Eukaryota; Viridiplantae; Streptophyta; Magnoliopsida; Asterales; Asteraceae
Product: receptor kinase-like protein Xa21
Exons: 1
Coding region: 539-2224 (561 amino acids)
Biological process (GO): protein phosphorylation
Molecular function (GO): protein binding; ATP binding; protein kinase activity
Source: RefSeq, a predicted model, not a curated record
CACGGUGUUCUCGGAUCAUGGAAUGAUUCUCUUCCUUUUUGCAAGUGGCUAGGAGUGACAUGUGGUCGCCGGCACCAAAGAGUCACAAGCUUGAAUCUAACAGGCAAAGGCUUAGCAGGUUCUUUAUCUCCUUUUAUUGGAAACCUUAGCUUCCUUAGGUACAUCUUCUUAGAUGAAAACCAAUUUCAUGGAAGUAUCCCUCCCGAAAUAGGCCGUUUAUCUCGAUUACAAAAUAUAUCCCUUAUAAGCAAUUUUUUCACCGGAGAAAUCCCAGCCAACUUAUCAAGUUGCUCAAAACUACGGGAACUUAGCUUAUAUAGAAAUAAGUUGUCUGGGAAAAUUCCAAAUAUAUUUAGUUCUCUACAGAUGCUGAAAAUAUUUGACUUGAGAAGAAAUAACUUCACAGGAAGGAUUCUACCAUCCAUUGGCAAUCUCACAUCUCUUGAAAUCCUCUAUCUUUCUCGCAAUCCGUUAGGAGGGAGCAUUCCAGAUUCCUUGAAUCGGUUGAAAGAAUUGAGAGAGUUAGGCCUAGCACAUAAUGGCCUCACCGGAGUGUUUCCAAUGUUCUCCUAUAACCUUUCAAUGUCCGAAUUCACUUGGGAACUUCUCAUCCAAACUGAAGUACAUAUCGCUUUCUCAUAAUUAUGUCUCAGGCAGUCUCCCUUCAUCUAUCGGCAAUUUGUUUGGCCUGACUCUAAUUAAUCUAGAACAAAACAACUUCACAGGCAUGAUUCCUGAAAGCAUAGGAAAGCUUCGAAACUUGGAAGAACUAUAUCUUGACUUCAAUGCUUUCUCUAAGAUUAUUCCACCGUCUAUAGGAAACCUGUCAUUUCUAACUGAACUCUAUUUGGGUGCAAACAACUUGGAAGGCACUAUACCAUCGACUUUAAGCAGUUGCAAAAAGUUGUUAUUACUAAGCCUGUUUCGAAAUAACCUUAGAGGAAGUGUGCCCAAAGAAAUAUUUCAGCUGCCUUCACUUUCCAUUGCACUAGACCUGAGUCAAAACGGUUUGUCUGGAGUGCUUCCACAAGAGAUUGGCAGCCUGAAGAACUUAGGAUCUCUUGAUUUGUCUGAGAAUCAUUUAUCGGGUGAACUUCCAAGUAGUUUUAGCAGCUGCAUCAGCCUUGAAUUACUAAAUCUUUCUAGUAAUUUCUUCCAUGGAUCAAUGCCAAAGGCAUUGAGUUCUUUGAGGGGCCUUGAAUAUGUUAACUUGUCCCGAAAUAACUUUUCGGGGCCCAUACCAACAUAUUUUCAGGAAAAGGAUUUGAAGAAUCUAGAUCUUUCGUAUAACAACUUCGAGGGAGAGGUGUCUGUCAAAGGUGUUUUCGCCAACACAAGUAUGAUAUCAAUCAUUGGGAAUCAUAGACUUUGUGGUGGCAUAGCUGAGCUUCACCUACCCAAAUGCACAAAUAGCGAAUCCAAAAGGAGUUCCAGGAAGCUUUCUAUUCGUGUUGUUGUAGCAAUCUCACUAUCUUCCACUGUUGUAGGUUUAGCAGUGGUGUCAUUUCUCUUGUUUCACUACCAUAAAAAAAGGAAUACAAAUAAACAAUUAGAUACAAUAUCGACUAAAUCUUUUGAGAAGAUUUCAUAUGGAAGACUUUCCAAAGCAACAGAAGGGUUCUCUGUAGAAAAUCUGAUUGGUACGGGUAGCUUUGCUUCAGUCUACAAAGGAGUUCUUGAUGAAAGUGGCUUCACUGUGGCAAUCAAAGUACUGAACCUUAAUCUCCGAGGAGGUUUUAGGAGUUUUAUGGCCGAGUGUGAUGCCUUGAGGAAUAUUCGACAUCGCAACCUGGUGAAGAUUAUAACUUCUUGUUCAAGUAUUGAUUUCCAAGGGAAUGAUUUCAAAGCUUUAGUUUAUGAUUUCAUGCCAAAUGGGAGUUUGGAGAGUUGGCUGCAUUCAAUACAGCAAAUGCUAGAUCUUGCUCAAAGAAUAAACAUUAUUAAGGAUGUGGCAUGUGCUCUUGAGUAUCUACACUGUCACUGUGGGAACAUAGUUGUCCAUUGUGAUUUGAAGCCGAGCAACAUUUUACUGGACACUGAUAUGGUCGCUCAUGUUGGAGAUUUUGGACUUGCAAAAAUUCUUUCCCUAGAAGGAGUUUCUAACGCAAACAACAAUAGCUCAAGUGUUUUUAGAGGAACCAUUGGGUAUGCACCUCCAGGUAAGCUACUGAUCACUAGUCCAUUUAACCGUUUUCUUUUCGUUUACAUAAUACUAUACAAUUAAUUCUACACAUGAUGCAGAAUAUGGAUAUCAUAUUAAGUUUAUGUUUGAACUGAAUGAACGUUUCUUUUUUAAGUCAAUGAUGAUUUUGGUAUGGCUAUGGAUAUCAUGUUCAUACAUAUAGGCGUCUUUCUUUCGAGA